Hydra vulgaris (swiftwater hydra) is the source of this 442-nucleotide messenger RNA. The record is from RefSeq and is a predicted model, not a curated record. Lineage: Eukaryota; Metazoa; Cnidaria; Hydrozoa; Anthoathecata; Hydridae.
AUGGUUGAAAACCUAUCCACUACAAAUAUGCAUUUUGAUUCUCACUAUUUGUGUUUCAUAUUCAAAUUUUCAUAUUCUAAUUUAGAUUAUUUAAUAACUAAUAGUAAAAAUAGUAAUAGUAAAAAAGUCAAUUUCAGAGAAUGGCUCAAGCAUCAAUUUAACAAAUUCCUACUGCAAAGACGACGUUUCAAAAACAACCUUGGUAAAAAAGAGAGCGACAAAAUACUUAGUUCAACAAUGUUACAUGUAAAUUCCCAAGACUUACAGAGCAAGACUUACAGAGCUGUAAAUGAUGCUAUUGAUAAGACGUAUCGGGAUGAUAUCAAUAACUGUUUUGUGGAUUGUGAAAGCAAAAAUUGUAUGAGGAACUGUUUGAGGCUCGCUAAAUAAAGUUAUUAAUGUUCAUAAUUAUUGUACUUUGAAUGUAUUUUUUGUUUAUUUA